Molecule: messenger RNA, 1158 nt
Organism: Fibroporia radiculosa
Lineage: Eukaryota; Fungi; Basidiomycota; Agaricomycetes; Polyporales; Fibroporiaceae
Exons: 10
Coding region: 1-1158 (385 amino acids)
Cellular component (GO): cytosol
Molecular function (GO): aldose reductase (NADPH) activity
Source: RefSeq, a predicted model, not a curated record
AUGGGUGUAGCAGAAAAAGAGAUAUUGCCUCUAAAUAGCGUUAGCGUACGCGCUACUGCGACUGAACACCACCGUCGCAAGGCCGCUUUUAGCUUCCUGAAAUUUUUCUGCACACGACUUUUACCUGCUUACCUGUUCGUGUAUUAUGCUUUUGGCUACUCUGCCAAGUAUAUUCUCUGUCGAGUGUCUUAUCUCCAUCAUCCCCGGCGUUACUGUACCUGCGACAACAUUUGUGAUACAGGAGUUAUAACCACACUUCCGACACACUACACGCUCCCAUCGGGUGACCAGAUUCCUGCCGUUGCACUCGGUGUUUGGCAGGCCAGCAAAGGAGAGGUAGGCCAGGCGGUGGAGGCUGCACUCAAGAGCGGUUAUAAACAUAUCGAUGGUGCAUGGAGAUAUGCGAACGAGGCUGAAGUAGGGCAGGCAAUAAAAAACAGCGGAGUCCCCCGAGAGGAACUUUGGCUUACAUCUAAGCUUUGGAAUAGCUUCCAUGCUCCAGAGGACGUCGAAUCCGCUCUAGACGACACCCUCAAUAACCUCGGCACGGAUUAUCUUGAUUUGUAUAUCAUUCAUUGGCCGAUCGCCUUCAAGAAGGACAGUACAGAGUUGGACGAGGCCCUUACCGCAGACCCAUAUCCGACGUGGAAGAAGCUGGAGGAGAUGGUAGACAAAGGCAAGGUUCGCAACAUCGGUAUCAGCAACUUCAACAUUCCGCGGGUGAAGAACCUCACCGCAAACCCGCUUAAGUAUCAGCCUGCAGUCAAUCAGGUGGAGCUGAACUACUGGAACCCCCAGCCCGAGUUGCUUGAGUGGUCCAAGGAGCACGGCAUUCUUCUCGAAGCAUACUCUCCGCUCGGGAGCAACACGCAGGUGAAGGACACACUCGCCAUUCCAGAGGUGCGCGAGAUCGCGCGGGAGUUGGGGAUCACACCUGCACAGGUGAUAAUUUCCUGGCACGUCCAGCGCGGAACGGUUGUAUUGCCCAAGAGUGUUACACCCUCCCGUGUUGAGGAGAACUAUCACGUGUACCCGCUUCCGGACAACCUGUUUCGUAUCUUGGAGAAGAAAGCGACAGCACACCCGCCUCAGCGCGUGGUGAACCCGUCUAAGGCCUACAACCUCUCGUUUGAUAUUUUCGAUGACUAUCCGUACUAA